CCACUAGAGGAAGACAACCACCAACGUCUUCUCCAGACCAGAUGGUGGCAGUAAGUAUUAAUGCUACUUUGCCGUAUCAAGCAGUGCAACAAACCCGGAGGAAGGACGCGGGCAAUUCACUAGUGCACUAUUUGUUUAGGUGACGCAGAUGUCACAGUCAGCGCAGCCCGGCGUGAUGCCUUCAGCCCCGGACUCCCCAUCUCUGAGCGUGACCGUCAGCGGGAAUGUGCAGAAAUACAGCAUCAAGAAGAAAAAGGUCUUAAAUGCGGAGGAGACUGAGCUGUUCGAGCUCACUCAGGCUGCUGGGAUAGUCAUGGACCAAGAGGUUUUCAAGAUCAUAUUGGACCUGUUAAAGAUGAACGUUGCUCCUCUGGCAGUCUUUCAGACCCUAAAGACCAUGUGUGCGGGGCAGAAGGUCUCUGAAACAUCCACUGGUGACACAUCCACUUCGUCUCACACCGCCACUGCACCUUCAGAGUCUAGAGAAGAGGAGGGUGUGGUCUCAGGAAAGAGCGCUAAAAAUGCAGCACCUGCCUCUGUGUCUGUGUCCCGCCCACCUAGGGGAGGGGCUAAGAUAGUGGUCUACAGUGCGGGUGACACGAGUGCUCCCAUCUCUCAAGUACGCAGUAAAACAAGUUCAGGGGAGAAAACGGCAAGAGAUGGUUCUAGCCAGCGGGUGCCACGGCAGGUCAGCGCCACCAGGGGGCAGAAGAGCGCCAGGAGCUCAGGCAGCAGCAGCUCGUCUUCUCAGCUCACCUCCAACUGAAGGGAAGGAGACGGGUGCCACAUUUCAACUACAGUUUGCCACAGCUCUGUACUGUACUAACUGGAAAAAAAAAGGUGAAUCUUGUUUGGGUGGUUACCUGCGUUCCCAAAUCGCCAAUAGGAGGCAGUGUGUCUCUACUGGCACUUCAGCGCUUGGAUGGUGAGAUUGUUGGUACCUCAUUUCCCCCCUCCACAUAUGCCCUGCCUGUGGCAUCAUGCUUCUAUGUGUGAACAUCUUUGGCAGCGUGGAGAGGCAAGGGCCCGUCAGCCAGCACGCUCCCACUGCUGUGAACAUAUUUGUUUGCUUGACUGUUUGUUUCUAUUUCUGAGAGUUUGACUUAACCUUAGUCAUUAGCAGGGCAGCUUUAUGGUAAUGUUCAUUGUUUAUUCGCAUGUUUAUUCAUGGGACUGUAUGCUUCCAUAGUGGUGAUAGUGAUAAUUUAUUCAGAGACGAGAUCUCUUAAAAUAUAUCAUAUCAUAAGUCAAGGCUUAUAACUUAACAUGAUAAUACUAUAACGCCAAUGAACAAAACUGUUAAACCACUAGCUAAUCAUAAAACACACAUUAUAUACUUUUUAUAUAUACAUAGGAAAAUACAUUUGUCACAAUAUCCAAGCGUGAACGAGCAACAAAGAACUGUAGGCCUGUCUGUACACUCACACAGUAAAUGAAAAUGAAACUAGCCGUCCUUUUCAAUAUCCAGCUGACAUCCUUAUCAAACAAACGUAUUUACUGUAUAAGAAUUCAUUCUCUCAGUUUGAAUACUUGGAAACAAUAUUGUGCUUGCUGUAUCUCAGAGCACACAAACUAAUCAAAAGUGCUCCAUGUGUUCACCAGAUAAUGACUAGUGAAUAGAUCUCCUCUUGGAACGCAUUGUUAUUUACACAGUUUACGAAAACAUGCUUUAUCCAGCUCUAUUUGCAGCAGUUGUUUAAUAAUGAUUCAAGAAAAGUCAGCUGUGCAAAAAACAAAAAAAAAAAAACAAAGAUAGAUUGAGCCCAUCAUUGCAUUCGUUGACAAAAUCACUUAACUUUAUUACAUGGUUCUUUCAUGAACAGUGCAUAUAAUUGUAUUAGAUAUUCCUACCAAUAGCACGCCUGUGUGAAAGAAUUGAUUUUUUUACGAGAAAUUGAUUUGAUUGAUUGAUUGAUUGCCUGUGUGAAAGUAUUUUUUACGAGAGAUUGAUUGAUUGAUUUAUUGAUUCGCCAUGCCAACAAAAAUAUUUCAAAACCAAGCCGA
Molecule: messenger RNA, 2004 nt
Organism: Sinocyclocheilus anshuiensis
Lineage: Eukaryota; Metazoa; Chordata; Actinopteri; Cypriniformes; Cyprinidae
Gene: mzt2b
Product: mitotic spindle organizing protein 2B
Exons: 7
Coding region: 149-766 (205 amino acids)
Cellular component (GO): centrosome; spindle
Source: RefSeq, a predicted model, not a curated record